Molecule: messenger RNA, 2643 nt
Organism: Papilio polytes (common Mormon)
Lineage: Eukaryota; Metazoa; Arthropoda; Insecta; Lepidoptera; Papilionidae
Product: 6-phosphofructo-2-kinase/fructose-2,6-bisphosphatase-like
Exons: 9
Coding region: 470-2173 (567 amino acids)
Biological process (GO): fructose metabolic process; fructose 2,6-bisphosphate metabolic process
Cellular component (GO): cytosol
Molecular function (GO): 6-phosphofructo-2-kinase activity; ATP binding; fructose-2,6-bisphosphate 2-phosphatase activity
Source: RefSeq, a predicted model, not a curated record
CAUCCCGCCCGCAUCAUUUUAGUUCGAUCGUCCACGUUGUCAACUGUGAAUAAUCUUUUACUCAGCGUAAACAUAACACAGAGCCCGUUAAUAUCAAAUAAAUAUUAUCAUUAACUUUCAACAAGUUCUAUUUCGAUAUUACAAUGCGCAAGAUACGGUCUGGUGUUAAAUAGUGACGCGGUGAACAUUCUAUAAGUGUUGAUAUCGUCGCGAGGUCAAAGACUGCUACAAAACUGUAUAACUUUAGUGUCGUAUUCCCAGUGAGAUGUUGGGGGAGAGUUUUGGUUGACAAAUUGACUGGUUUCGUCUGCUUGGACUUAUUGCGAAUGUGUAUUGAAACGUUCACCGCUAUCCACGGGCGCACUGCUAUGCGCCACGACUUGGUACAUUUUAUUCGACACACAUCCUCUGACCACUACUGCGAAGGAACACUUUAGUUCUUCGAGUUGGUAAGAUAACAUCGCUAUUGAUGGCGUUACUUUGCAUCCGUGGCGACUGGUACCUGUAUCUUUGGCUGAUAUACUGCAAGAUCUAUUCGGCAGUCGUAUGGCUUGUCGGCAAUCACUGCCGCGGAGCUGAUAAGCGGGCCGUGAUAACCGCCGGAGCCGACCAGUCGUCUGGAGGCCUUCACAGAGUGCGCACGCGUCGCAAGAGAGCGCAGCACCAUCGUGUCAAACAUAUCGCAUUAGUGAGGAGACCAUCUUUGAGACGAAUCGUCAUGGCACCAGGAGCUAGUACCGCGCACACUAUGAUGGAAGACAAGGAGAAGGCACUUCACGGCGCUUUGGCCACAGUGUCGAUGCGUUCCCGUCGUAUCAGUCAGUUUGCGCCACUAUUGAUUGCGCUGGUGGGGCUACCGGCGCGCGGCAAGAGCCAACUGGCGCAUCGCCUCUCCAGGCAUCUUAACUGGAACGGAGAAAGCACUAAAGUGUUCGACUGCAGCGAAUACCGUCGCAAGCAUAUGGCUUUGUAUGGCAGCCACGACAUCUUCCGUGCAGACAAUCAGCAGGGUUCCGCUAUCCGCCGGCAAAGCGCGCGCGAGGCGGUCCAAGACGCCGUGCUGUGGCUCAAAGAAGGGAACAGUGUUGCUAUAUUCGACGGUACUAACAUAACACGCGAGCAGCGUCGCGAGCUGGACGAAUACUGCCAAUCCGAUAUGGGCUUCAGGAUUCUCUUCAUCGAGUGCGUCUGCGAAGACCAAGAGUUGCUGGAGAGGAACAUCAUUGAGAUCCUGCAUUACUCCGCUGAUUACAAGAGUAUGAGUGAAGAAGGAGCCGUAGAUGAUCUGCGGAAGAAAUUGGAACAUUACAUGCGUCAGUAUGAACCGAUAGAUGGGAACUUAGAGACCAUAAGUUUUGUACGAGUGGAGAAUAUGGGAGAGACAGUCACAGCGCAUAAAGUGAUAGGACAGAAGGAAUCGGGAAUACUGGGUUAUUUGUCCGGAAUGAGAGCGUUACCACAGACGUUGUAUUUCACUCGGCAUGGUGAGAGCGAGUACAACGUGGUCGGUCGCAUCGGCGGCGACGCGGCGUUGUCUGCGCGCGGUCAAUUAUACGCACGAGCGCUCGCCGACCACGUGAACGCGCUUGCAGGACGCGAGCCGCUCGCUGUAUGGACUUCAGAUCUACGACGCACAAAACAGACAGCCGCUGAUAUACGAGCUCCGAAAUACCCGUUGCGAGCACUUAAUGAACUUGACGCUGGUAUCUGCGAGGGUUUAACAUACGAGGAGAUGCAAGAACGGUUCCCUCAAGAGUUCGCGUGGCGUGAUCAAGACAAGCUUCGAUACCGGUACCCGUGGGGCGAGUCGUACAUCGAUAUAAUGACGCGACUGAGACCCGUACUCACCGCGUUAGAGGAUGACCACAAUGUUGUAGUUGUCGGCCAUCAGGCAGUACUGCGUUGUAUGCUCGGAUACUUCCUUGAUGCUAAACUUGACGAACUGCCGUACAUGAAUGUGCCUCUCCACACGAUCGUGAAACUGACAUCUUACGGCUACAAGUACAAAGUUGAGAUGAUAAAGUUGCCCAUCGAGUGCGUGGACACACAUCGCAAGCAGCCCAAGAACUGCUCUAUAAACCGAAGCACUGCCGAGGCAUUGGUAACUGUGCCCUCCCACUACGACACGCUGCCUUCCAACUUAUGGCAGAAUCCUACUGAGGCGCAGCUUUAGGCGCCGGAGCCGCGCCUCAGAGCUCGAGGCGCCUGACUUCCACGCCUACACGACACGGGGAACGGAAACUCUCUAGUGUAUACAGGCCUUGCUAAAAGGCCCUACAUCGGCUUAAAAGGCCCUAUUUAAGGUCUUAAAAGGCCAUACAUAGGCUCAAAAGGCCUUACUUGGGCCUUAAAGGCCCUAUCUCCGCCACAUUGGCCUUAGCAGGCCUUGGCUUCAGGUCGAAAGCCACGGAUACGCAGAAAAGAAUGCCAUCUAGCGAUCUAUAGACUAAAUAGACUGUUCACGCUCAAAGUGACAAGCGAGUUAGUUUUUAAAUUUUUUUUUUAGUGAAACAAUUUACGUACAAAACUCAAGGAUGUGUUCGGAUACGAGUGUUAACUUCCAAUUAAUGAGACUGAAAUGGUUUUUAAACGUCGUUUCAAUUUAACAGUUCGUUUAUUAUUAAUCUUGAUGUGUUCUUAUUU